Messenger RNA from Fusarium sp. VM40, 1011 nucleotides. The record is from the annotation of a GenBank genome assembly. NCBI's taxonomy places the organism in Eukaryota, Fungi, Ascomycota, Sordariomycetes, Hypocreales, Nectriaceae.
AUGCAAGCUUGGCAAUACACGGCCAUCAAGGAUACUCUUGAGAGUUCUCUCACUCUUAACGAAAAUGCAACCCCCCCAGACGCGCUAUCACUUCCCCAAGACCAUGCACUAGUCCAAGUCAUCACUGCAGGUAUCAAUCCCGUCGAAUAUAAAUUGCCAGAGGCCCCCUUGUAUGGGAAAUUCAUGGUACAACCACCUGCCAGCCCCGGGCUCGACUUCUGUGGCCGUAUAAAGGCCACAAAUACAACAAAUGACUCGCUGAAGGAAGGCCAACUUGUUUUUGGCGCUUUGAGCAUUGCUUCGAAAUUCCCAAAGUUCGGUACUCUUGGCGAGCUUAUCGUCACACCCAUUUCCCAACUCGCAAUCCUCCCUGCAGGGGUUGCACCCGAUGAUGCAGCAGCAGUGGGAACAGCAGGGAUGACGGCGUAUCAGUCUCUACCACAAGAUCUGAUCAAGCGUGGAUCCAACAUCUUCAUCAACGGGGGCAGUGGAGGAGUGGGCUCCUUCACAAUUCAGUUCGCCAAGGCUCUCGGUGCUAAGGUUACGACUACCUGCUCCACAGCAAAUGUGCAGCUCUGUCGUAGUCUUGGGGCUGACGAGGUCCUUGACUACCGAAAUAUCAAUGUCAUGGGCGAGUUGAAAAAGAAGGGACAGAUUUUCGAUCUCGCUAUCGACAAUGUGGGCACACCCGAAGGCCUAUAUGAGCAAAGCCACCACUUUUUGAAACCCGAUGGUACUUUUCUCCAGGUCGCCAUGCAAAAGUCUCUGCUCGGGAUGCUUCGCAGGAGCCUGCUGCCAUCUUGUCUAGGGGGUGGUAAGAGACAGUAUCGCCUUGUGAGGGUGAACAUCGACUCGAAGGAUUUACAGCAAAUUGGUCAGUGGAUGGCCCAGGCCAAGGUACGAGCCGUGAUUGACGAGAAGUUUGAAUGGAAGGAAGCUCCGAGGGCCUACACAAAGCUCAGACUCGGGCGAACAGCAGGCAAGAUUGUGGUUCGUGUUGGACAUGCAUAA